Magallana angulata is the source of this 1755-nucleotide messenger RNA. RefSeq names its product methionine aminopeptidase 2-like. Lineage: Eukaryota; Metazoa; Mollusca; Bivalvia; Ostreida; Ostreidae. The record is from RefSeq and is a predicted model, not a curated record. Gene Ontology annotation, molecular function: metalloaminopeptidase activity. The transcript is spliced from 12 exons. Bases 28 to 1425 code for a protein of 465 amino acids. Gene Ontology annotation, biological process: proteolysis.
GUAAUUAGUUAAACCUUAAAAAAAAGCAUGGCCGACAGAAACUCUGUUGUGGAUGAGACUGUGAAAAAUGAAAAUGAAGAGCAGGAAAAUGAAGACGAAAAUGAAGUUGUAAAUGAUGUAGAAGGAACUGAAGCCCCAAAAAAGAAAAAGAAGAAAAAGAAAAAGAAGAAGACAGAAGACUUAGAUGGAGCAGUCAAUGGAGUUGCUGAUGAUUUGGAAAAACAGAAGAUCAAUGAUGCUCAAGGGGAAGGAGCCAGUGAAGAAGCUGGUGAAGGACAGAAGAAAAAGAAGAAAAAGAAGAAGAACACAGGACAGAAACAACAGACUAGUCCCCCAACUAUCCCAAUAUCAGAACUGUUUCCUGACGGGAACUACCCAGAGGGCGAAAUAAUGGAAUACCCAGUGGUGCAAGACAGUACAACAGCUAAAGACAGAAUGACAAAUGAAGAGAAGCGAGCUCUGGAUCGGGCCAACAAUUACAUUUACCAGGAAGUCAGGCAAGCUGCUGAGGCCCACAGACAGACAAGAAAAUACAUGAAAGAAUAUAUUAAACCCGGAAUGACCAUGAUUGAUAUUUGUGAGACGUUGGAAACCUCGGCCAGGAAGUUGAUCAAUGAGAACAAGCUGGAGGCGGGGCUUGCGUUCCCGACAGGGUGCUCACUGAACCACUGUGCCGCCCACUACACGCCCAAUGCUGGGGACCCCACUGUCCUUGGGGUUGACGAUGUCUGCAAAAUCGACUUUGGAACACACAUUAAUGGAAGGAUUAUAGACUGUGCAUUCACCUUAUCUUUCAACCCUAAAUAUGACAGAUUACUUCAAGCUGUCAAAGAUGCAACAAACACAGGCAUUAAGGAGUCAGGUAUAGAUGUGAGAUUAUGUGACAUUGGGGAGAGGAUCCAGGAAGUGAUGGAAUCUUAUGAGGUGGAAUUAGAUGGCAAAACUUAUCAGGUCAAAUCCAUACGCAAUCUCAAUGGUCACUCCAUCAGUCCCUAUAGGAUCCAUGCCGGGAAAACCGUCCCCAUCGUAAAGGGAGGGGAGGCCACAAGAAUGGAGGAAAUGGAAUUUUAUGCCAUAGAGACUUUUGGAAGUACAGGAAAGGGGGUUGUCCAUGACGAUAUGGAAACAUCACAUUACAUGAAGAACUUUGAGGUUGGACACGUCCCUCUGAGGGUACAAAAGUCUAAACAGCUGCUAAGCGUGAUAAACCAGAACUUUGGGACAUUAGCCUUCUGUCGGCGCUGGCUGGACCGACUGGGACAGACUAAAUACCUCAUAGCACUCAAAAACCUGUGUGAUGUAGGUAUCCUGGACCCCUACCCUCCACUGUGUGACACCAAAGGGUGCUACACGGCCCAGUUUGAACACACCAUCCUCCUCAGACCCACAUGUAAAGAGGUCAUCAGCCGUGGUGACGAUUACUAGAAACAAGGAGGAAGCAACCCUGCUUUAUCUGAAACAGAUAUAUGUCUUUCCUGAUCAUUAUUUUUUUGGGGCUUUAAAGAAUUUUAUUUGUUUCCUGUAUCGUUGUUUUUCUCAAGACUUACAGUUAAUGUUAUUAUAGGAAAAGCUGUGGUCAACUGUGACGUUGAAAAUUGAUAAAACAGGAAUACCAUAUCUCAAAACCAUUUUCUUCUUUCUUUUUCUUUUUUUUCAAUAAUGUCAGGAAAUAACAAUGGAGGAAAGUGAUGUGUUUGAUACAUACAUUAUGUAAUUAUGCAAUGCGGAAUAAAGAGUUAUCAGAAAUGUAACAAA